Molecule: messenger RNA, 1744 nt
Organism: Chelonoidis abingdonii (Abingdon island giant tortoise)
Lineage: Eukaryota; Metazoa; Chordata; Testudines; Testudinidae
Source: RefSeq, a predicted model, not a curated record
UGAGUCCGUGGCGCCUCCGUAGCACCCGCGGUGUCAUAGGGAGCCGGGGCGCCGGCCCGCCCGUGAGAGCGAGACCAGCUCUAUCGUUGCCGGGAAGAUGCGGUCGGUCAGUUAUGUGCAGCGGGUAGCGCUCGAGUUCAGCGGGAGCCUCUUCCCCCAGGCCAUCUGCCUGGGAGACGCCGACAACGAUACGCUGAACGAGUUAGUGGUGGGGGACACCAACGGGAAACUCUGCGUGUACAAGAAUGAAGAUAGCAAGCCCUGGAUUGUGCGCUCCUGCCAAGGAAUGCUCACCUGCGUUGGUGUUGGGGACGUGUGCAACAGAGGAAAGGUGAGGGAGCCACCAACAGGCCUGAUGAGGUCUCCCCUCUCCUCGCAGAAUCUGGUUGUUGCCGUGAGUGCCGAGGGCUGGUUUCAUCUCUUUGAUCUGACUCCUCCACCCUCAAAGCAUCCAGAUGCCUCUGGCCACCACGAACCUCCACAGGCAGAUGAGCAGAAGCUGGUGUUCAAGCAGCACAUUCCCGCCAACACCAAGGUCAUGCUGAUCAACGACAUUGAUGGAGAUGGGAAGUUCGAGCUGGUGGUGGGUUACACGGACCGUGUGGUACGAGCCUUCCGCUGGGAGGACCUGUCUGAGAGCUCCGACCACAUCUCUGGCCAGCUGGUGCUGCUGAAGAAGUGGCUGCUGGAGGGGCAGGUGGACAGCCUCUCUGUGAACCCGGGCCCUGAUGGUGUCCCCGAGAUGAUGGUGUCCCAGCCGGGCUGUGGCUAUGCUAUCCUGCUCUGCACCUGGAAGCCGGACCAGCAGCCCCUAGCAGAGGGAGGGGAGAGCUCUGCAAACAGCAGGGAAGCCCCCGUUCGGGACGUUAUCCUUCACCAGACAUCUGGCAGGAUUCAUAACAAGAACGUUUCCACUCAUCUAAUUGGCAGCAUUGGCCGAGGCUGCACUAAAGUGGAUGGUGGCUCGGGCCUCUUUGCCCUCUGCACUCUGGAUGGAACGUUGAAGCUCAUGGAGGGGGCGGAUAAGCUGCUGUGGUCCGUGCAGGUUGAUCACCAGCUCUUUGCUCUGGAAAAACUGGAUGUUACUGGCAAUGGGCAUGAAGAGGUGAUUGCCUGCGCCUGGGAUGGCCAGACGUACAUCAUCGACCACAAUCGGACUGUGGCCAGAUUUCAAGUGGAUGAGAACGUCAGCGCAUUCUGUGCUGGCCUCUAUGCAUGCAAAGGAGGCCACAACAGCCCUUGCCUGGUUUACGUCAGUUUCAACCAGAAGAUCUACAUCUACUGGGAUGUGCAGCUGGAGAGAAUGGAAUCCACCAACCUACUGAAGAUACUAGAGACCAACCCAGAAUACAGGGACCUUCUGCAGCAGCUGGGCGUGGAUGGAGAUGAUGUCUCGGCUGUCAAAGAUCUGAUUCACAAGACCCUGUACUUCCCAGAAAAGCAGCCACAGAACAGUCCUUGCCAGCAUCGGGGCCUUGCUGGAGCAGACUCCUCCAGUCACUCCACCGUUGCCCAAGACUUGUGGAACUUUCCCACAGGAAGAGCAAGCCCUCUCCAGCUGCUACGUCUGUCACUCAGGCCAGAAGAGAGUCAAGCAUUGAUAUGGUAAGCUAAGCUUUGGGACACAAGGGCAUCUGUUCUGAGAGCAGAGAACAUGUUCUUCUGUCUCCUCCAUCACUGAGGAGAGAUGGGAAUGAAGAGGAGACAGGACAAGAAAUGCAGCAUGAGAGAGAAGAGUGGAGUG